AUGACGAGGCAUUCCAAGAAUAACACGGCCUCGUCCGUAUUCUCUUAUGCAGAACACCAAAAACUCAAACAAACUGCUCUCUACGGCACUCAGCGCGCACUCCUAGGCUCCAAUUCGCAUAGGCCAUUUGACGCAUGCAGCCUCUGUCUCGCCACGGCCAUAAAUCCCGUCGCAUGCUCAAAGGGUCAUCUCUACUGUAAAGAAUGCGUCGUAAAGGACCUCUUGCUCCAACGUGAGGCUCACCAGCGAAAGCGCGACGAAAUCGAGGCCCUCAGAGCUGAAGAGGAAAAGGCUAAAGAAGAAGUACGACUCAGGGCACGUGAACGCAUUCUCACUGGAGGUACAAGCUCGCUCUUUGGCAAGCGCAAGGACCGCGAAGAGUCCAAAAAGGAUGAAGACUUGCCAGCAGCAAAGAAACGAAAGUUUGAAUUCGAUGCCGAGGCUGCCAAAAAGCUUGCAAAAGAGGCGGAAGACGAAGCCGUUCGUCAGCUGGAGAUUGAACAGAACGAGGCGCGAAAAGCAAAACUACCGGCAUUCUGGCUGCCCUCUCUGACCCCGGAGUCGCAAAUCGCGCUUCCUCCCUCGAACGAAAUCAAGAUGCAGACAAUGUGCAACGCGUCGGAUCCAGCGCAUCCAUUGUUAAUGAAACACUUGACGCCCGUCUCGUUUAGCUUUACUGCGUCCUCUAGCAAAGAAUCCAAUUCCAAGCAGACGUGCAUUUGCCCUUCGUGCCAAAAGGAACUCUCGAAUACGACUAGAAUCUUCCUAAUGAAACCGUGCCACCAUGUCGUAUGCAAGACAUGCACUGACUCGCUCGUCAAACCCUCGUCUCAAUGUGUUGUCUGUGAUAAGAAGCUUGCAUCAAAGGAGAUCAUAGAGCUGGUAAGAGAAGGAACCGGGUUUGCGAGUGGUGGAAGGGCCGAAACCAGCAAGGCGGGGACGGCCUUUCAAGGAUGA
This is a messenger RNA of Serendipita indica DSM 11827, 957 nucleotides long. The record is from the annotation of a GenBank genome assembly. NCBI's taxonomy places the organism in Eukaryota, Fungi, Basidiomycota, Agaricomycetes, Sebacinales, Serendipitaceae.